CGUACUUGUGAAAUCUAAUCUUUUUCUAAGGUAUAUAAAGCCGCCAAGCAAAUAGUGUUCGCAAUAGUGUUACAAAGUUGUUUACAAGAGUCAACAGCAGAAACUGCCGAAAAAUGAAAUCAGCAAUUAUCGCUUUCGCCAUCUUGGCUUACGUCUUGGCCACUCCUGAGUACACAGAUGAGUACAUGCAAGUGCACGACAUCUGUCAGGCCGACGCCAGGUACCGUAUCGACGAUCUGUCGGUAUUCAUUGAGCUCGAGACAGAGAAGAAGCCGGUAAGCCAAGUGAAAUUUCCGAGCAACUUCAACGCCCACAUGGGAUGCAUGUACAGCAACCUCGGUCUCUUCGACAAGAACGGUGAUAUCAUCAUCGACAUUGCGGCAGAUAAAUUGAAAACUUUCUUCUUUAACCCCGCUCUGGCCCCCCAAAUCGUCACUGCUUGCGGAGGAAUCGCCAACGAAUCCGACGACUUGGACGAAACUUCGGGCUUGUUCUAUUUGUGUAUUUUAGACUACUUCGCAUAAGACACAUUGCUUUUUUGGCGCGAUUUGAAUAAAAUGUGUGUUAGACUGA
Molecule: messenger RNA, 573 nt
Organism: Cylas formicarius (sweet potato weevil)
Lineage: Eukaryota; Metazoa; Arthropoda; Insecta; Coleoptera; Brentidae
Exons: 2
Coding region: 114-524 (136 amino acids)
Molecular function (GO): odorant binding
Source: RefSeq, a predicted model, not a curated record